UCCCACAUCCAACGCGGGCAGUCCCGGUCUGUCCGGUGCAGUAGCCCGGCGCAUUCGCUUCUCACCCUCCCUCUCUUUCUACCUCCCUUUCUCUCUUCCUCGCUUUCCCCCUCUACUUCCCCUCCCUCUCUUGCCUCUUAAGUUUCCUGCACCGUGAAUCCAACUGUGCCAAGCCUAGGCUCCCGCGGAACCAAUCCUGAGCGCGACCCGGGUACUGGGACGCGCGGACUCUGCCGAGGCUGGACAAGGCAGCGGGACCGGUCCGCGCCCGAGCAUGGAGAUGAAGCGCCAGGGAGGGCAUGUUCGGGACGCCGGAGACGCCAGGCCCGAGUAGCUCCUCCAUGGAGCCUUCGCAGAGCGGUCCCUGCUUGCUGGAUUCGCCCCCAGUCCUGUGCGGCUGCUGAGAGCGCUCCUUGCUCUAUAAAGUGGAUGUCAGGUGGAUCUAUGUUUUUGAAGGAACAAAGACUCAGCGAACGCACCGCCGAGGAAGUUUGAGACGCGGGAGGAUGCAGGCUACGUGCUGGUACGUGCUUCUCCUCUUGCAGCCCACCGUCUACUUGGUCACAUGUGCCAAUUUAACAAAUGGUGGAAAGUCAGAACUUCUAAAAUCAGGAAGCAGCAAAUCCACACUAAAGCAUAUAUGGACAGAAAGCAGCAAAGACUUGUCUAUCAGCCGACUCCUGUCACAGACUUUUCGUGGCAAAGAAAAUGAUACAGAUUUAGACCUGCGAUAUGACACCCCAGAACCUUAUUCUGAGCAAGACCUCUGGGACUGGCUGAGGAACUCCACAGACCUUCAAGAGCCUCGGCCCAGGGCCAAGCGAAGGCCCAUUGUUAAGACGGGCAAGUUUAAGAAAAUGUUUGGAUGGGGUGAUUUUCAUUCCAACAUCAAAACAGUGAAGCUAAACCUAUUGAUAACUGGGAAAAUUGUAGAUCAUGGCAAUGGGACAUUUAGUGUUUAUUUCAGGCAUAAUUCCACUGGUCAAGGGAACGUAUCUGUCAGCUUGGUGCCCCCUACGAAAAUAGUGGAAUUCGACUUGGCACAGCAAACCGUGAUUGAUGCCAAAGAUUCCAAGUCCUUUAAUUGUCGCAUUGAAUAUGAAAAGGUUGACAAGGCUACCAAGAACACACUCUGCAACUAUGACCCUUCAAAAACCUGUUACCAGGAGCAGACCCAAAGUCAUGUGUCCUGGCUCUGCUCCAAGCCCUUUAAGGUGAUCUGUAUUUACAUUUCCUUUUAUAGUACAGAUUAUAAACUCGUACAGAAAGUGUGCCCCGACUACAACUACCACAGCGACACACCUUACUUCCCCUCUGGAUGAGGAUGAAUGUAGGGGUGAGACUGAAGCCUGAGGAAUUCAAGGUCACAUGACAGGGCUGUUACCUCAAGAGGAAGGUCCCAUCUGUUGCCUGGAAUGUGUCUACACUGCUGCUCUCGUCAACUGGCUGCAAAUACGCUCGUGGAAAACAAUCUGAUGUAAUUUCUGCCCAGUCAGCUUCAUCUCUCAGUAUAGUUGUAAAUCACCACAGAUUCUAAAGCCACACUUGAAGACAUGCUCUCACACAUAGAUGUACACAGACACACUCUCAUAUACAUUUCAGCUGGCAUCCGUCAUGAUUCUUGUCAAGAGGGCUUUCGUUGUCUGACUCAUAAUGGUUCAGGAUAAACGAUCAUCAAGCAAAAGGAUUAACUAGACAGUGAAUGGUUUUUAGCACUUGCUGUUAUGGAAAUCUCCUUUAAAGUCUUGAGUACAUGCUAAUCAAUAAUCCCCACUCAUGCAUUUCUACUGCUUGGAGUAGCUGUACUGGUAAAUACUACUGUAGGAGUAUAUGCUUGUUAAAAUUGGGAAAAAAAAUGUGUCUUUAGAGCUCAGUAUUCUUUAUUUUAUGAACACAACAAGUGUAGUAACUUUUUCCAGCAUUCAGUAGGCACAUUCAAGGUGAUACAAGAUGGCUCUUUUUUCUAUGGAGGGAGCCUGUUCUCAGUAAAGAUGAGCAGACAUUUGGAAUUUACACGUGGGCAGACACUGGAUUACAGCUUUCAUCACCAAUCAUUGGACUUUUGCAAAGUUGAGACCAGCUAAGGUUGCUUAAAAUAAGUUCUGAUCAUUAUAUAAGAAGGGAAAUGCCUGACAGACACCAUGUAAGUUAUGUGUCUGUCUUAUCUUUACUACACAUAUUGUAACAAAUUCAAUAUCCUAGUCUUCAUUUGUAUGAAUGGUUUGUAUUGUACAUAGUUUAACCAAGUGUUAUUUGAGCUGCUUAUUAAU
This is a messenger RNA of Lagenorhynchus albirostris (white-beaked dolphin), 2270 nucleotides long. It is a transcript of the gene NXPH1, whose product is annotated as neurexophilin 1. The coding region runs from base 507 to 1322 and encodes 271 amino acids. Gene Ontology annotation, molecular function: signaling receptor binding. Lineage: Eukaryota; Metazoa; Chordata; Mammalia; Artiodactyla; Delphinidae. The transcript has 3 exons. The record is from RefSeq and is a predicted model, not a curated record.